This is a messenger RNA of Trichomonas vaginalis G3, 1548 nucleotides long. Its product is annotated as phosphoribulokinase family protein-related protein family. Lineage: Eukaryota; Parabasalia; Trichomonadida; Trichomonadidae. The transcript has a single exon. Gene Ontology annotation, molecular function: ATP binding; kinase activity. Gene Ontology annotation, cellular component: cytoplasm. Bases 1 to 1548 code for a protein of 515 amino acids. The record is from RefSeq and is a predicted model, not a curated record.
AUGUCUGCGGAACCAGAACAAGCUCCACGUAUCGAUCCACGCUUUGAUAGCAUCACAAGGAACCGUCUCCUUGCUCAAUCUGCUACAUUGACAUUUUUCCUAUCAUGCGCAUACGCCAAACUUGACUUAGGUGUAAUUAAAGUCGAGCAUACCCUUGGAGAUGGACUCUACUGUGUAGAUGCCGAUGGAUACGAGAUCACCGAUGAAGCUAUCCAACAAAUUUCAGAAAAAAUGCAUGAAAUGAUUGAUAAUGAUCUUCCAAUCGAAACACCAAAGAUUGGUCGCCAAGAAUUACUUCGUUUCUUCGAUGAAGAAUACAAUCGCCAAGAUAAGGUUGGUGUUUUGAAGGCUUGGCAAGAUCAUUUCAUUCCAUGCAUCCAAUUCGACGGUUUUAUCGAUUAUAUGAUCGAAGACAUGUGCACUGAUAAGAGCAAGCUCAAAGUUUUCGAGAUUCGCAAGUACGAUGAAGGUCUUCUUCUCAGAUGGCCAACAAUCAUGAAUCCAGACUCAAUCGCUCCAUUUGUUGACCGUCCAGUCCUUCACUCAAUCUUCAAGGAAGCAGAGGAAUGGGCUAGAAUUCUCAAAGCCGACAACAUUACAGAAAUCAACAAAGCAGUCUAUACAAAGCGUAUCGAGGAGCUUCGUUUGAUCAACGAAGGCCUCCAUGAAAAGAAGAUUGCCACAAUUGCUCAAAAACUAUGCGCCGACUUCCAAGAUAACAGAUUAAUCACAAUCGCCGGUGGUUCCUCAUCAAACAAGACUACAUUCGCCAAGAGACUUUCCAUCCAACUCCGUGUCAGCGGUUUCGAAGCUACAGUUAUCGAAAUGGAUGACUAUUUCCAAGAUACAGAGAAAGUUCCAAUGGAUGAGAACGGCAAGCGCGAUUUCGAACACAUCUCCGCCAUGAACGUCGAUCUCCUUGCAGAGCGCGUCGCAAUGCUCCUCCGCGGCGAAAAAAUCCCAGUCAGAAAAUUCAAUUUCAAAGCCAGCAAAGGUGAAGACUCCACAACGAAGUUCCUUACACUCCCACCAAAGAACUUCUUGAUCCUCGAAGGUAUCCACGGUCUAAACCCAGAACUCUUACAACAUUUCCAAAAAGUGACACCAAUUUACGUAUGCUGCCUUACACCAAUGCACGUUGACUUGAACCACCGCUUGGCCACAUCAGAUCUUCGUCUUAUCAGACGUACUAUCCGUGACCAUAACUACCGUGGCGUUUCUGCAAGAAGAUCAGCUUCUAUGUGGACAUCCGUAAGAUUCGGUGAAGAAAGAAAUAUCUUCCCUUACCACGAGAAUGCUAAGAUGUUCUUCAACUCAGCCCUCCUUUACGAACUCAACGUUUACGCUAUUAUGGGUAGAGUUAUCUUAUCUGAGGGAACAUUCCCAGAUCCAGGAGAGAAUACUGAAAGCCCAGACUGCAAGGUUAUCACUCGUGAGGUCGAGAGGCUCCUAAGCCUCCUCAAACUCUUCUACCCAUACAACCCAGAGAAUAUCUCAAAGGUCUCAACGAUCAGAGAGUUCAUUGGAGGUUCAGACCUUUCAUAUUAA